UUCCAGACUGUUAAAGAGCCCAGCAACCAUAGAAGUGGAGCAGGGUUUGAGGAAAAAUCAGUAUGACUUGCCGGUACCAUGUCAUUUAUCGGAGACUAUUCAGUCUCUAGCUAAAAUAACAGCUAUUUACAAGGACGGUAGUGCGUUAGCUAGCUAGCCAAAGAAAAUAUCGGUGAAAGCCAGCUAGCUAAGCUGUCACUCGCGAAGUCUCGUUCCUGGGAAGAGAGUAUCCAUAAGUAGCUAGUUAGCAAGCUAUCGUGAUCCCGAGUUAUCAGUGCAAGCUCCUGCCGGGCUGAAAAGGGGGGUUCCUUUGUCGAAAAAUCUGGUCUGUUGCAAUCGACAGCUGACGUUACAAAUUCCGGGUAAGGGGAGAGACCGUUUCUGCCGAACCAGCUGCAGCUGUGGAGCCCGGAGUUCCCCAUCGCUGGUGUGAAUGAGGGAGUCAUGGCGGACCACACCCCCUCUCUGGAGUCUGGCCGGCUGCUCAACCCCGACCUCCCACUCCUCGGGACCGCCCAUCCUCCCGCCAUGGUCAACGGAGACGGCCCACAGCAGGUGAUCCUGGUACAGGUCAAUCCAGGUGAGGCCUUCACAAUUCGACGCGAUGAUGGUCAGUUUCAGUGUAUCACAGGUCCUGCUCAGGUUCCCAUGAUGUCCCCAAAUGGUUCAGUGCCUCCAAUCUACGUGCCUCCUGGAUAUGUUUCACAGAUCAUCGAGGAGAACGGAGUGCGCCGCGUUCUGGUCUUACCUCAGCCGGAGUAUCAUCCAGGAAGCCACUCCCCCCUGCACCCAGCGGCCCCGCCCCCCCACGCCCACCUGUCGGCCUUCAUCCCCCAUCCGGCCAUGAUGCCACCCCCGCCCCACCACAUGUACUCUCCGGUGCCGGGCGGGGCGGGCGACAUGAGCUCUCAGUACAUCCCCCAGUACCACGCCGCACACUUCUGCGAACAAGACUCUCACUCCCCCCACACGCGGCCGCCGUUCCUCCACAGGGACGACAGGACCAGCAAAACCUACGAGCGUCUGCAGAAGAAGCUGAAGGAGCGGCAGGGCGGCGGCGGGGGAGGGGGCGGCCCGGCCAAGGACCGAACCGGCAGCCCCCCUCCCUCGCCGCAGAAGAACCACGGCAGCCCCACUGCCGCCGACGUCCACAACGGACUGGGACAGGGGGCGGGGGCGGGGCCAGGGAAGGGCAAACAGUGGGAGAAGACCAAAGGAAGCCCCUGCACGGACACAGAGCCAGAAGAGCUGGAUGAAGAGUCCAAAACGCUUCAAGCGCUGUUAUCUACACUCAGCAAGCCAGUGGUGACGGACAUCCAGGCCCGGACGGCGCUGCUGACCUGGAGCGCCCCCGUUGUGCCGGAGAACGGAGACAGCGAGGAGGGGAGCCAGAAGAGCCUGCCCGAGCCACUCAGCUACGAAGUCAGCGUGUCCAACAGCGGGAAGGAUGGGAAGUACAAGACCGUCUACAGCGGGGAAGAAUUAAGUACAACAUUAGAGGACCUGAGACCAGCGACAGAUUACCAUGCAAGGGUGCAGGCCCUGUGUCUCAGUUUGCAGGGCAGCCCGUCGGAGCCCGUGAGCUUCACCACCCUCAGCUGCGAGCCGGACACCCCUGCUCCCCCCAGGAAGGCCAACGGGACCAAGAACACCCUUGUCCUGCAGUGGAAGGCUCCCUGUGAUAAUGGCUCCAAAAUCCAGAAUUACGUUCUACAGUGGGAUGAGGGUAAAGGAACAGGGGAGUUUGAGCAGUGCUACUAUGGACCUCAAAAGCAGUAUCGAGUGACCAAGCUUUCGCCAGCCUCCAGAUACUCCUUCCGCCUGGCAGCCAAAAACGACCUGGGCACAAGUGGCUUCAGUGAAGUCGUCGACCUGUUCACCUCCUGCAGCGUGCCGGCCCCGCCCCCGAGCCCGGAGCUGGUCAAAGCGGGGGUCACAUGGCUGUGUGUGCGGUGGCAGCGGCCAGCCAGCUCGCCCAAGGAGGACGAAAUCUUAUACGCCCUGGACAUGGAGGAGGAGGGCUCGGGGUAUGGGUUCAAACCGAAGUAUGAUGGUGAGGAGCUCUCCUGCACGGUCAAGAGCCUCCGUCGGAGUACAAAAUACAAGUUCCGGGUGUUUGCCUACAACUCAGAGGGCAAGAGCAACCCCAGCCAGGUGUCGGAGUUCACCACCUGCCCCGACAGGCCUGGCCCCCCCUGCCAGCUGGUUGUGAAGGGCAAGGUCCAGCCUAACAGCUUCAAGAUGGCUUGGGAGCCGCCUAAAGAUGACGGAGGAUCGGACGUCACAAAGUACAUCGUGGAGAUAUCGGAAGGCUCCAGCGGCCUGCAGUGGGAGCUAGUGUACAGCGGUGCAGCCAUGGAGCAUGUGUGUGACGGACUGAAGCCUGGCUGCACCUAUCAGGCCCGGGUUUACUGCAUGAGCGAGGGAGGCCAGAGCCCUCUGUCCGAGACCCUGCAAGUGCAGACCCCGCCGGUUCCCCCGGGUCCUUGCCUGCCCCCCAGGGUGGUGGGCAAGCCGAAAGCGCGGGAGGUCCAGCUGCGAUGGGGACCCCCCCAGGUGGACGGGGGCAGUCCGGUGUCCUGCUACAGCCUGGAGGUGGGAGGGGUGCAGGAGGAGUACAGGGAGGUGCACCAGGGUCCCGAGCUGGACUGCACCGUCAGCAGCCUGCUCCCCGGCAGGACCUACGGCUUCCGGCUUCGGGCCGCCAACAAAGCCGGGUACGGGCCCUUCUCUGAGCGCUGCGAGGUGACCACAGGCCCCGGAGCUCCAGAGCCUUGCAGAGCUCCGCACAUCGCCUGCAGGUCCCCUACCUGCGCUGUGGUCAGCUGGGAGGCACCCCCCUGUAACGGCGCCCAGGUGUCGGAGUUUCGGCUGGAGUGGGGCGCGGCCGAGGGGAGCAUGCAGAUAUGCUACUCUGGCUCUGCUCUGAACCACGAGAUGAAGGGCCUGCACCCUGCCACCAUCUACUUCUGCAGAGUACAGGCAGUGAAUGUGGCGGGCGCAGGUCCGUUCAGUGAGGUGGUGCUGUGUCAGACCCCCUGCUCGGUGCCCGCGGCGGUGACCAGCAUCCACGCCCUCCGGGAGGGAGAUCUGGGGCGUGGCGAGAGGGCCGUGGGCGGGGAGGAGGAGGAAGAGGAGGAGGAGGACGGUAGCGAGCGGCCCUCGGCUCCCCGCCUCUGCCCCUCGACCUGCCUGGGUUUGCGCUGGGAGCCACCCUGUGACCACGGCUCGGAAAUCACCGCCUACUGCAUCGAUCUGGGGGACCGACAGCCCAUCACUGUGGGGCCCGUCACCAGAUACAUCAUCCAGCACCUGCAGCCCGACACCAGCUACAGGAUACGAAUCCAGGCCCUGAACAGCCUGGGCGCUGGCCCCUUCAGUCUCACGGUCAAGCUGAAGACCAAGCCCCUGCCCCCGCCGCCCCCGCGGCUGGAGUGCACCGCCUUCAGCCACCAAACCCUGCGGCUGAAAUGGGGGGAGGGCCCUGCCAAGGCCACGCCCGCCGACUCCCUUCAGUACCAGCUACAGAUGGAGGACAAGAACGGCAGGUUUGUGUCCUUGUACAGAGGGCCGUGCCACACCCACAAGGUGCAGAGGCUGACGGAGUCUACCUCUUACUCGUUCCGCAUCCAGGCCUUGAACGAGGCGGGCGAGGGGCCCUUCUCCGAUGUUUACACAUUCACCACCCCCCGCUCCCCCCCGCCACCGCUAAAAGUUCCUCGAAUCGAGCGCCUGGACGACCACACUUGUGAGGUGAGCUGGGAGGCGGCCCCACCCAUGAAGGGGGACCCCAUCAUCUACAUCCUGCAGAGCAUGAUGGGAAACUCUGAGUUCAGACAGAUCUACAAGGGUUCGGCCACGUCCUUCCAGGUCCCGGGACUCCAGCCCAGCAGCGAGUACCGCUUCCGGGUGUGCGCCAUCCGCCAGUGCCAAAUGCCCCCCGACCUGACGGGCCCGUACAGCGGCACCGCCACCCUCUCGUCGCAGCGCAGCGAGGCGGCGGCGGCGGCGGCCGGCCUGGCGGGGGCCGGCCCCCGGGGAGCGGAGACGGGGCGAGCCAAGCGCAGCCUGAGCGACGAGCAGUGCGCCGCCCUCAUCCUCAUGCUCUUCGCCGUCAUCUCCAUCCUCAUCGCCUUCGUCAUCCAGUACUUCGUCAUCAAGUGAGCCCCACCACCCCGCCCCCCUGGAGGACUUUGUUUUUUCUGUUACUCUUUCGUUUUAGUCGUAGGUUCCUUUUUUUUUGGGUUUCUUCCCCGCCUCACCCGCCGGCGUGAACGCUCGCGAUCGAGAGGAAAGCAAAGGGGUGAGAGAGAAGCGAUCAGGACGGUGAAAGUGAGAAUCUUGGUUCUGUAAUGACUUCAGCCUGUUAUACAGGUAUCUGGCCCAAAAAAAACCUCUGCCUUGUUCUCUUUUUUCCGCUCUCUGCUCUUUCUCUUCAUUUGUUUUCCUCUCCCUUCCUCUUAUCUCUCUCCCACCAUUUCUGUCUUUCUCUUCUACGCCCGCUUUCUUCCCCUGUUCUUUUGUCACUGUUGGAUCUCAUUCUUCGAUAUUAUUUCCAGUUCGGCUGGCUUUGCACCAUCACAGAGACUGCACUCUAGUUUGGCUUCUAACACUCUGUAUGGACGAAGCUACUGCAGGCCACACCAGUCACUGGUGUGAAAAGAACGUACUUUCUUCGGUUGGAGGUGUCUCUCUGCAUAUACGUAUAUGCAUGUAUUCUCUGUGUCUCAGUUCACAGCAGCCGCGGUCGUCUUUGACCAUGCAAAUUAUGAAGGAGCUGAUCAUAUGUAUUCACUUACUGUUGUUCAUUUUAUUAUUAUUAUUAUUCUCUAUUUUUAAGCGGUUCAGAAUCACGGAUUUUGAUUAUUAUUCUAAAUGAGUAUCCUUACUUUGUUUUCCUUCAGUUGUAAUUAUUUGUAAUUGAUUUUUGAAUGAAGUCGGAUAGUCUCUCUUUUUUUGGAGAUGAGGCGGGCAGGUAGGGUGGCCAGCUGUUCAGGGCAGGGUGCGAGAACCAGAGGGAACCCCAGAGGUUCUCAAGGGCUGCAAAGGGAGUGAGCUGUUCACUGCUUUUGCCUGAAUGGGAAAAAAACAUAUAUAAGUAACCUAACCUUGUGUUAGUAGCAUAUAGAACACUCAUUUAUGAUGCGUUUUUCGAGUGUAGAACGUGCGAGGGUUUCAAAACGACUGUGGAAAAAUGAAACAAAGCAUUUUAGUAUAUUUUUCUAAGAUAAGUCAUUUGAGGCUGUUCACGCCAGAAGUUAGUGCUAGGAGUGAUCACAGAGAGGGAGCUUGAGGGAGAAAAAGUAAUAGAAUUAAAGAAAAAAAUAGCUUAAUUAAAACAAACGUAGCUACUUUGAUUCAAAACUUCAAGCUCAGCACAAUGAAAAGGAAGAAAUGAAUUGUUGCUUGCCGCAAUUUCUCUCAGCCGCAAAGUUUGCACCUUACUCCGUAAAACUAAUGACUGAAUGCAUGUUGUUCUUGUGACGCGUGUGAUAGGACACUUUCAGGUCAUGCCCUAAUUGUGUUUUGUGUUUUUUGUUCUUUUUCGUUUUGUUUUUGUUUUCUUUUUUUUAAGAUUGUAGAUCUAUGAAAUGUAUUGAAGCUUGACUAAACCCAUGGGAGGUAAAUCUUAAAUCAUUAGUGUCCAGCUGUAUCUCUGCAGGUUUGCUUUAAAAGCAUCACUGGUAGUAUCAGUCGUUCGCAUAAAGAAUUUUCAAAGUUUGAUAAUCCUUGAAAAAGCGCCAUGUUUACUCUGAGGACACUAUUGUGUACACUUAAGUUUGCUUAAGUUUUUUUU
Molecule: messenger RNA, 5797 nt
Organism: Megalops cyprinoides (Indo-Pacific tarpon)
Lineage: Eukaryota; Metazoa; Chordata; Actinopteri; Elopiformes; Megalopidae
Product: fibronectin type-III domain-containing protein 3A-like
Exons: 26
Coding region: 445-4164 (1239 amino acids)
Molecular function (GO): protein binding
Source: RefSeq, a predicted model, not a curated record